AAUAUACUUUACUACUCACUUCUGCAAGUAGUCAUGACCGCUGAAGAAAGAAUCUUUUUAAACUACAAUGGAAUUCAUUUGGAUACUUUUAUGGAAAUGCUAAUUUUGUUUUUAAGUCUUGGUAGUUUUUUGCUAACGUUAUGAACAAGCAACGAGCUUGUCUUGUUAGGUGGACACACAGUAGUAAGAAUGUCUAGAAGAGGACCAGUUCUUCACAGCCGGACCCAGUGGCUGCUGUUGGGCCUUGCUUUGCUCUUCAGUUUGGUGUUGUUUAUGUACCUCCUGGAAUGUGCCCCCCAGACUGAUGGAAAUGCAUCUCUUCCUGGUGUUGUUAGAGAAAAUUAUGGUAAAGAAUAUUACCAGGCCCUCCUGCAGGAGCAAGAAGAACAUUACCAAACCAGGGCAACCAGUCUGAAACGCCAAAUAGCCCAGCUGAAGCAAGAAUUACAAGAAAUGAGUGAGAAGAUGAGAUCUUUGCAAGAGAAAAAGAAUAUCGGGGCUAAUGGCAUAGGCUAUCAAGGCAACAGAGAACAGACACCUAGUGAUCUCUUAGAGUUUCUUCAUUCCCAGAUCGACAGAGCUGAAGUUAGCAUAGGAGCCAAACUACCCAGUGAGUAUGGAGUCGUUCCCUUUGAAAGUUUUACUUUAAUGAAAGUAUUUCAGUUGGAAAUGGGUCUCACUCGCCAUCCUGAAGAAAAGCCAGUUAGAAAAGACAAACGAGAUGAAUUGGUAGAAGUUAUUGAAGCUGGCUUGGAGGUCAUUAAUAAUCCUGAUGAAGAUGAUGAACAGGAAGAUGAGGAGGGCCCUCUUGGAGAGAAACUGAUAUUUAAUGAAAAUGACUUCAUAGAAGGCUAUUACCGCACUGAGAGAGAUAAAGGCACACAGUAUGAGCUCUUUUUUAAGAAAGCAGACCUUAUGGAAUACAGACAUGUGACCCUCUUCCGCCCUUUUGGGCCACUCAUGAAAGUGAAGAAUGAGAUGAUUGACAUUACGAGAUCAGUCAUUAAUGUCAUCGUGCCACUUGCUGAAAGGACAGAAGCUUUUUCACAGUUUAUGGGGAACUUCCGAGAUGUUUGUAUUCAUCAAGACAAGAGGAUUCAUCUCACAGUUGUGUACUUUGGGAAAGAAGGACUAUCCAAAGUAAAGGCUAUCCUAGAAUCUAUCACAAGUGAGUCUGGUUUUCACAAUUACACCUUGAUUUCACUGAAUGAAGAAUUUAAUCGUGGACGAGGAUUAAAUGUGGGUGCCCAAGCUUGGGACAAGGGAGAGGUCUUGAUGUUUUUCUGCGAUGUUGAUAUAUAUUUCUCAGCUGAGUUCCUUAACAGCUGUCGGUUAAAUGCUGAGCCAGGUAAAAAGGUAUUUUAUCCUGUGGUGUUCAGUCUCUACAACCCCGCCAUUGUUUAUGCCAACCAGGAUGUGCCACCCCCUGUGGAACAGCAGCUGGUUCAUAAAAAGGAUUCUGGCUUUUGGAGAGAUUUUGGCUUUGGGAUGACUUGUCAGUAUCAAUCUGAUUUCCUGGCUGUUGGUGGAUUCGACUUGGAAGUAAAAGGCUGGGGUGGAGAAGACGUUCAUCUUUACCGGAAACACUUACAUGGUGAUCUCAUUGUGAUCCGGACUCCAGUUCCUGGUCUUUUCCACCUCUGGCACGAGAAACACUGUGCAGAUGAGCUGACGCCUGAGCAAUACCGGAUGUGCAUCCAAUCCAAAGCCAUGAACGAGGCGUCUCACUCCCACCUAGGAAUGAUGGUCUUCAGGGAGGAAAUAGAGAUGCAUCUUCGAAAACAGGCGUACAGAACCAACAGUGACACCGCUGGGUAACAGCCACCAACACAUGAAAGUCUGAACCACAAGCCAGCAUUGUUUAUUCAGCCUUAAUUCAAACCCCAGAUUCUGUGCCUCUUGCAGAGGGGGAAAACUGUUUAUUUUUUAUGUUCUUUCUGAUUUUUUUUUCUUUUUACUUUUUUUUUUUUUUUUUUUUUUUUUUUUUUUUUUGGUUCAGCUUGAUAUAAGAAGAAAACACAGGUGUUUUGACACAAAGCAGUCUUGUGAGAGUACUGUGGUAGAAACAGUUGACAUAAUGAAAUUUGGAAUUUUUCCAAAAUAGUUUGAAAUAGAGUCUGCCUGGUACCUGUGUUCUGAUUGGUUCAGGUAUGCUAGGCUGACGUUGGGUUGCUUGGCACGUCUAUAGGAAACAGAACAUUGGCUCAUCAUGCUGUAUAGGCAGAUAUCACCUGUGAACCACUAAGUCGAUCAUUCAACUUCAGUUUUUAAAUGAGAGCUUUUGUUGAUCACAUGUAGAAUAUUUUUCACAGAGAAUAAUUGGCACAUCUGGAAUCUGCAGUCCAUUAAGAAGAUAGAAAUCAAAGCCCCUUAACUUCUUGUUGCUUUACCUCUAAAUAUCUUCUUUAAGCCAAUGACUACAGUAGACAUAGUUUAGACUCUACUGCUUGGUGAUAAAUAAAAUAUAUCAUAAUGUUAUCAUCGUGUUCAGAAUACAUAGUCAAAACUGCAGCAGAUGUUUUGAACAAACAAGAAAAUACAGAAGCUUUUGAACAAAGCAUUUUAUUACAAUACAGGAGAAUACCUACAUUUGGGAACAUCUUUUUCUAUAUGCCAGACCUUCCUGAAGAGGCAUAGAAGAUAUGAACAUUAUAGUGAGGGGUUGGAUGGCUUUUGUUUUGCACUGUCUUAUUUAGCAUGGGUAUAUAUAUAUAUAGAUAUAGAUAUAUUUAUUUUCUAAUGCGUUAAUAUUUGCCACAACUGUAUUUGCAUUUGUAUUAUACUUUAAAUUGAAGGAGUUUCAUUGAAAAAAGUGGUUCAAUGCAUUAUAUAGUAAGAUCACUCUGAUUUUAGAAAAGGGAAGGAAAGUAAUCAUAGAAAUAUGGAUUAUGGAGUACUUUAAAUAUUAUGUACAAAUUGAAUGUUAUUUUAAUUGAAGUGUAAAUUAUAUUAAUGAGAUAAGAAGAAUGAGAAAUUAUAUUCUAAUGAGACUGUACUAUAAUAUUUAUCACAUGUGGAUACUUUAUCAUUGGGCCAUUUACUGAACAAAGUAAAAGGCAUGCGUAAUUUUUUAACCCUUGACUUUUAAAAGGGACCUACUAUUUGUAUAUAACCCAUGAAAAUUCAGAAAAAUCUUUUUUUUUUAUUCAAUAAGUCAUACACUUUCAAAUGUUACAAAUGCCAAACUUCUAGGUGCUAAAGUGAAUCCAAUUUCAUAAUAACUAAUUGUUGCGAAUUCUAGCUUGGAUGGUGUUUAGUUUUUUUGUUUUUUUUUUGUUUUUUUGUUUUUUUUUAGAUAUAUAAAGUGCUCUGUACAGAAUAAGAAAAGCCAGCAUAUCCUUUGUACACAUUAAUUGUGAAGACCAUGAACAUGGUGUUUGAAAUUAGGGAACUGAAUUAUUUACAAAGGUGGAUUUGGGUUGGUUUUGAGAUAAUCAAAUGAUUUUUACUUUAACUCCUAUUUUUUAAAACUAGCUUUUAACUAAAGAUAUAAGCUAGGCAAUGAGAGCAUUACUAUAUUUUUUACAUUAAGUGGUACCAAUAAAGUAUUUUGUUACCAAAA
Molecule: messenger RNA, 3562 nt
Organism: Phodopus roborovskii (desert hamster)
Lineage: Eukaryota; Metazoa; Chordata; Mammalia; Rodentia; Cricetidae
Gene: Csgalnact2
Product: chondroitin sulfate N-acetylgalactosaminyltransferase 2
Exons: 7
Coding region: 190-1818 (542 amino acids)
Cellular component (GO): Golgi cisterna membrane
Molecular function (GO): glucuronosyl-N-acetylgalactosaminyl-proteoglycan 4-beta-N-acetylgalactosaminyltransferase activity
Source: RefSeq, a predicted model, not a curated record